AUCAGCUAGCUGGCUGAUAAAGAGAGUUGUACAGUCGUUUGAGUGAUUGAAGCACUCAGUCAGGUAGAUGUUGGAGGUAGGCUGCAUGAACAGUCCUUGGAAAGGAUAACAAGGGCUAUACGUGACAUUCUUAGUGUUAAGAGUAGUCUAGAUCAAGUGUACUGUGAGGUGUAGAGUGGUGUGAAGUGGAGUGUGGAGGAGCAUGGAGACACUGGUGAAGGCGCUGCUGGUGGUGGCGGCGGCUGUGGGGACCGGACAGGCGGCCGACAUCAGCGUCGUCGACGGUGCCUACACAGGGCUGGUGGUGGCCCUUAGGGACGACUUGUACCCCACCCAGUGUUCGCUCUACAUACAGCAUAUCCAAAGCAUGAUUAGCAGUGCUUCUGCAGUACUUUAUAACGUGACAAACAACACGCUCUCCUUUGGCGAGGUGACCAUUCUGGUUCCUGCGGCUGCUAGCAGUUGGCCAUGUCUUGAUUUAGACAUUGUAGAAAACACCCGCAGACUAGGGUGGACUGAUGCGCACUGGAGGGUGGGGCCAUCACACCCACUCUUCCUGGACAACCCCUGGACUCAACAACCCCGCGGCUGUGGAGAACCUGGAGAUUUUACCUACCUCUCUGAAAACUUCCUGUCUUCGAAUUCUGAUUCGGUGUCUCAAGGUAAAUUAUUGAUUCACGAGUGGGCCAAAUUUAGAUGGGGAGUGUUUGAAGAAUAUGGCCACCUGCAUGAUCCCAUCUUCCCUUCGGCAUACCGUGCACAGACCAGUUCUUUUGCCCCCAACUACUGCAGUAAUAACGAAGUCUCGGGCUCUUUCAGUGAUCAGUGUGUGCAGAAUGGUAAAGAAGAGGACUGCAACUUCACACCUGACUUGGCGUCUGAUAGUAAUGUUAACAUUGAGUCGUCUCUCCUCGCAGCACCUUUCCUCGGCACAGUAGUGAAGUUUUGUGAUUCAAGUGAUCAUGAUAAAACAGUGCCCACCAAACACAACGUAUUAUGUGAUAAACGUAGCACUCAAGAAGUUAUCAAUCAACAUGAAGAUAUGCAGCAAGCUCCGGGGAACACAGUGGCAAGCACCACCUUUUCAGUGGUUAGAGCAUCUGUACCUGGCGAUACAAUUGUCUUCGUGUUGGACUACAGCGUCACCAUGACGGAUGCAAUUUCAAGAUGGGCAUUUUUAAAGGACUCUGUGAUUCAGUUCAUCAUGGUCAAAGCAUUGCCUCAAACAAGAGUAGGCCUGGUUAUUUUUGAUGGUACUUUAUUGAAUAGUCACCCACUGCAGGUUCUCGACAGUGUUGACAACAAGAAUUCUUUAGUUGAUAUCAUUAAAAAUACCAAAAUUGGUACUACCAAGAAGGAUCUUCUAAUUGGCAUUCAGAAUGCUGCGCAGAUACUGCAAAAUGAAAAUGGCAUGAUUGUUCUUGUGACAGAGAAUUUAGAAGUCUAUCCGCCGAAUCCAGACCUUGUAGCUGCAGCUCAGGGACACCAAGUGUGGCCUAUCUUGUACCCCAACGAUCCUGCAUUCUCCAAACAGGCAUACCAGGACUUGGCAGACAUUAUACCUGGUACCCCUGUUCUUAUUAUCAAUAACACAUUAAACAACCCUUGUCCCACUUGUGGUGUGUAUCAAUCGGUGGACAAUUAUGCAGCUCUAACUGAGAAUUUGCUCCAAGUUGGUGGAAAUUCUCUUGUAAAGGUGACAGAAGAUGAGUGUUCACCGCCAAACUGCUUAAUGAAAUUGACUGUUGAUAAUAGCAGGCAGUAUAAUCCAGAUGCUUUUAUUGAAGUACUUUACAAUUUUGUAGUAAAUAAUUUUAUACAACUCAACGUAUAUGAUGAGGAAAGCAUUCCAAUGAACUCUUCUCAGAGUACGAGCAAAAUCUAUAAAAUUACAAAUCUUCAGAAUACGACCUAUAAUGUGAAUGUGAGUCGACCAUAUGCGAUGUCUUCAGUGAGAUGUUCACUGUUAGCCACACCAAAUGAUGGUAUGAAUGUGCAGGUGUGGUCUUCCAAAGGGUUAAGUAACCUGGACUACACCAAAGACUCUGUCCCCACACUGUUUGCAAUGGUAAUGAAGGAUGGGCAUCAUGUAUUAUAUGCUGAUGUGACGGCUACAGUCACCACUAAAGAUGGACCGAAGAUUCUUACCCUGAAAGACAACGGCGCUGGAGGCGAUACAACUGGUUAUGAUGGCGUGUACUCGGCCUACAUGGUGGAUUUCAGUCCGCCAGAGAAUGUUGGCAUCAUGGUGACCGCAACAGAUAAUAAUGGCACAGCACGUAUCCUGAGCUCUGUGCUUCGCUCUGCUCCUGUAUUAGGUGAACAAGCAUGUUGUGGGAGUCAGCUCAUCAUCCCAGAUGAGCUACUAGAGGAUCCUGGAAGCUUCACUGUGUCUUCGGCACUUCAAGCAGGCAAGCUUACUGGAGUCCCACCUGAUCUCUUGCCUCCUGCGCAAAUCACUGACCUUAGGUCUUCACGAGAUGACACGAAUGUAAUCCUCUCAUUUACAGCGCCAGGUGACCAUUUGGAUCAAGGCACAGCUGCAUAUUACACCAUGAAGAAACAAACGUAUCAAAACAGCAGCCAUGUUUAUAAUGAAAACAUCACGGCAUCAGAAGCUGGCUCACUUGUUCAGCACUCUGUCACCAUACAGGAAUGUGAUCUUUUUGUUUUCACAGUUACAGCUUAUAGUUCUGAUGGAAAUGAAGGCAAAAUGUCCAAUGAGGUUCAUGAAUUUUUCCCAUGUACAAAUUCAAAGUCACUCACAGCUGGUGCAAUAGCAGGGAUCGUCAUUGUGUGUCUCUUGGGAGUUAUCAUUAUCAUCAUCAUAGUGUAUCUUUGCCUUAAACGUGACGAGCGUGAAGAUUUGUGUUUGUGGCAAGUUCUUACAUGCAGAUGCAUUAAGAGAAAUAAAGAUGACCCCUCUGUAUACAACAGCCCACCUCCAAACUCUGCACGGAGGAGUGAUGUCAUCCGUGGUAACAGGACUAGUGUCACCGAGCCAAUCAAAAAUAUAAGUGAUCUUUAUUCCAAGCCCAACUUGGAUUCUAAGAGAUCUAUCCGCCAGAGAAAGCCGGAUGAAGAUGAUGGAGGCUUUGGUGCACAUCGAAGACAGAAUGAAAACUUACAGAUGAGGGGAGUAAGUGAUAGCAGCAGCCAGGUGUCAUCCUCAAAUCUAUAUACAUCACAAAGAACACUGCCCAUCAACCAGGUUGGCAUCCCUCCAGCUGCACAUUCUCCUGUUCGUGGAUAUUCCCCCCCGUAUGGUUACAAUAACACAAAUCAAAGGCCUCAGUUAUUUAUGUCUAGUAGUGACUUAAAGUAUGCUGGCCCUCAAGACAAUCCUGCCUAUGAUGGACACGACGACACUGAUAAUUAUGGCGAUAGACACAUACCUCCGAGAAAUCCUAGAAUCAACACUCAGGUGUAGCCAUAAUUACACUUCAUACUUGAAAGCCAGGUCCCAAAUUUGCACAGUAGAAUAACAACAUACUGGAGCAAAAGAACAUAUUGGAAGGAAAUGCAAGAUAGAACGAGUGAGGAGUAGAGUUGCUAUAGGCACAAUCGGAGAGCACUGUCUAAACGUCAGGGGUCCACAGCUGUUCAACACCCUCCCAGCAAGCAUUAGAAAUAUUGCUGGAUGAAGGUGGAUGUAUUCAAGAGGCACUUGGACAGGUUCUUGCAAGAAGUGCCAGAUCAACCAGGCUGUAGUGGAUAUGUGGGCCACUUCAAGCAACAACUUGUUGGACCAAGUUAUCACAAGUCAAGGCCGGGCUUGGGAGUAGAACAACUCCCGAAACCCUCUCCAGGUCAUAGGAUGUUAAGCAGUACAGUACUAUGGUUAGACAGUAACCAUUUGACAUUUAUAUCUGCAAGUUUUAGUGCCGAAUCAUGUUAAAAUAUGUUAAGAGGAAAACAUGUUUCACAUUUUGGAUAGUGGGGCACAGAACCUAUUAACUCAAUUUGGUUCCCCAAAUUCUUGGAUAUUAGCACCUGAAAGUAAUGCAAUAGUAGAUUUCCCAAAGAAUUUGUUUUAUUCUUUAGAAGGCUUGCAUUAAGGUGAAAUAUGUGUACAAGACCUGUGGUAUGUGUUUCAGAAUAAUAUGUUCAUUAAGCUAUUGUAAUAUUAAUAAGACAUUCACGUUGGAUAUUGAUUCUUCAUCAACAUGUUCACUUAGGACUUAACUCCUUCACUAAUAUGUAUCUGAUAUUUUUGUACCAUUUAUGUCAUUAAUUUAAUCAUUUGGAUUUGAUGCAAUAAAUUUUCAUUAAUGAUAAAAUAUAGUUCAAAAGUUUAACAGUGCCAUGUACUUCAGUACAGUAUAUGUUAAGUAAAGCAUUGGUUUUAAAACUUAAAUAUGUACUCUUCCUUUACCACUACUUAGAUAGUAAGUACACUGUAUUUACAAGUACUGUAGGUCUUUACCUGAUGCCAACUUUUUAGACGAGAUACACAGCUGGUAUAAGGCACCAAGUUAUAAAUAACAAUGAAAGUUCCCUUUGUAUCUGUUGACUGAAAUUCAGUGAACUCGCUCGCCUGUAUAUACACAACACUUUGUGCUCAAGUAAAAUGUAUAUGCGGGCUGCUGCAACAGGUUAUGUGUAACUCGUGAAAGUGGUUGUGCACAGAUCGCAGUGAUGGUAGGCUGCUUCUAUUAGUACCCAAAGUCACCAUUCUGGUUACAAUAGUUUGGAAGCACACUGGUGCACUCCAGUUCCUUUCUAACAUGGAGUGAAGGCCUAUUCCUUCAUGAAAUUGAGCUGUGCUGCUUGAUUCAUUUUGACUAGGAAGAUUAUGUGAAUCUUAACACAAGUCUUUCAGAAAAGGUGAUAUACUGAACUUGAUGCAAAGUGACAAUGUUUCUAGAUGACUUGGCCUUUUCAAUCCAGUACAAGUGCUUUCUUAGCCACAAUGAGAAUGAUCUCACAAGACCCAGAUAAUGAUUUCUGCCUGGGUCUCAAGGCAGAAAAUUGUGCCUCGAGGAAUGAUAAUUUGUCCCCAUCAAAUGGCAGUGCAUUACUCUAAUGGGUGCCAGUCACUGAUGUUGGCACAGAGAUCUGGACAUCUGUCAGGUCAUGUACCAAGGAGGGCAAGGUGCUCUCUGGGCACUCUACUUGAUGCUUUCAGGCUCCGUUGCAGUUCCUGUAACACCCAUACCAAUAAAUAUUAUUCAUUCUUACAUGAUAAUAUCAGUCUUGAGGAUCAGCACCCAUUUCUUAAUCUAAUUAAAGCUACUUGGGAGAGAAUGAUGCAAGUACAGUAUCAACUUCUUCAGACUUUGAGCCCUGAAUACUUGUUUAGCAGUGUUGCUCAUCAUUUGUAUAGUGUUGCUACUAAUUGAGAGGUAAAGAGAAAAAAAUCAUUUCUAAGAGUGAAAUUAUUUACAAAAACUCUAAGUUUUCAAAAUCAAUAUUGCAUUUUCUUGUGGAAUUCUCAAACCUAACAAGGCUUUUAUUAUUGACUUUUUUGUGCAAUAUUGCUUUUACUUGAGUGACUCCAACCUCAACACUUAAAGUUCAUUGACUUUGUUACUACAGUAUUAUUAUUAUUAUUAUUAUUAUUAUUAUUACAGAACACUAUUAUAUACAUCCAAGUGGACAUCCCCCCAAGUAUUUUCUUGUGUGUAACGCUUUGUAUGUCUCACUUUUGUUCCAUUCAGUUAUGAAAGGUGUCAAUUAUGUGUGUUAAUUUACCUGUAGACAUUGCCCAUGAUAUGUCAGUUAUAACUGUGUUGUAAAUCAUUAAUGAGAAAGUUAACAUGUAAAUAGAAUUGCUGUAAAUAGAACAGAUGCUGUCAAUUUGUUAAUUGAUGUAUGCAUUCAAACUAAUCUAUGUUACAUUUGUAUUAUCAAGAGCUUUAUAACAAAUAAAAACAUGAUUGUU
Molecule: messenger RNA, 5884 nt
Organism: Procambarus clarkii (red swamp crayfish)
Lineage: Eukaryota; Metazoa; Arthropoda; Malacostraca; Decapoda; Cambaridae
Product: calcium-activated chloride channel regulator 2
Source: RefSeq, a predicted model, not a curated record